AUGAAUGAGAUGACGAGUAAUAAUAACAUGGAGAGUUUUAAGGAAGAGUCGGUCAAAGACAAACAAGAAGAAAAUGAUAUAAUAUUAGAGGAUAAUACUGCGGUCGAGGUAGGUAUAUAAUACUAGCCAUUUAAAUAAAGCGCGGUCUUGUUAAUUUCAUUUUGAUUUUUUUUUAAUUCGUACCAUAUUAUAAUAUACCUACUUACUCUUUAUUACAUUUUGUCUAUUAUUUAACAAGUGAACAAGUCGGUACUUUCGUAACUUUAAAUUAUUGUUUUUCAUAAUGUGAUUACAAAAUAAUUUUUAUUCGAGUAGUUGUAUUAUAGGUACUGGUAUAGCGAUUGAGAUUAAAGCGUAACACGUCAAAUAUUAUUUUUAAAAAAUAAUGAGCUAAGUAAUUGGUAUACCAAAAUAAUUGUUGUUUACAAUAUUUUUCUUACUCGUAUUAUAUUUCGAGUUUGACUUUAUGACGUAGUACACAUAGUUUCCUAAAUAACAUUUAAUCAAUUUUAUAGCUCUCAACAUAGUCUUCUAUAAUUAUGUUUAAAAAUUUAAUUUUAAAAGUAUACGUAACAAAAACUAAUACUGUUCAUAGGUGUACCACUACAGUAGGUAGGAAGUUAGGAAGAUAGGAUACAUACAAUUAAUUAUAAUUUAUACAAGUACAUAGAAAUGAAUUGUUUCUAACGAAAUACGAUUUUGAAUGAAGUUCUACAAAAAAAUUACUACAUUUCGCUUAAUUUUUUUUAUUAUUAUUGUUAUAAAAUACAACUUAUGAUGAACAUUGUAUUAAAUUUCAAACAUUUGGCUUUUCAAAAAAACUAUAUUCACAUAAUUAAAAAAUAAUAAUACAUGAGAUUUUUAAGAUAUUCGUCAAAAUUUGAACUUAAAACUUAAAAUUUGAACAUAAACUACUGUCUACUUCAUAACACUCAAUUUUUAUUAUUAUUCAUAAAGUAAAAUCGAGUAAAAUGUUUAACAAUUUUUACAAAAUUCACAUACGUCAUAGUAUAAUGUAUUUACAAUUUCUUUUUUUGCUCGGAAUCUAAAAUAAAAUUGUAAAUAAUUAUCGUUAUUGUCGUAAACUUUACCAUUUUUCUUAAAUUUUCCCUAAUUUUUAUCAAUUAUUAGGAAAACUGCUAAGAAAACCGAAAAAACCUCAAUGCUUAAUUUUGGUCAAUCAUAGUUAUGUAUGAUUUUGUUUACUAAAUGUAACUUUUUUUUUAUUAUGACUUCCUUAAAAAAAAAUAACAAAUCUAAAUAAAUUGUAGGUAUAAUAGUAUAAUAAAUCAUAUUGCAUAUUAUACGAAUAUAGGAAUAACUAAUAUAAUCAAAUAUUUUAUAAUACAUAAUCAUAAAUAUAGGGUAAAUUUACCUAAACGAAUUAUAAAGCUUUUUUAACCUGUCUCUCGAGACUUCUAAAAUCCCGACCCAAAAUGCGUAUUUUACUAUUUAUACACGUCUGUAUUAAAUUAUAAAGGAUCAAACAGGCGUUUAUAGCUCUAUUAUUAUACCACUUUAUAGGUACUAUUUGUCUUGGCCUUAACAUAUGCAAAAUGGGUCGACUAUCUGUACUCGAGUCCUUAUUUUUCCUGUUACUUUGUCACUACCAUCUCUAUUUUUACUAUAAACGCCAUUUUCUUUUAAUAACCUUCAUCAUGUACUCAUUUUCAUUGAUCAACAUGAAGGCCCAUCGGUUGUCACUAUUUCUAAAUUUUAUCCACAUAAACUCCCCUCACCGUCUAUAAUUUUAUAAUAGCGAUUUUGUUUAUUACCUUUUACUCUAAACGGCGUAUAAUUAUUUCACAGUACAUCAACUAUUCAUUGGGAAAUUUACACCAUGUUUAGUUUAAUAAUUUUAAAUAAUUAAAAUAUAAGUAUAGAUACUUUGCCUACCUUCCAACUAUAUUAAAUUAAUGAUAUCAAUUUGUUGGCAUUAGGCCUCGAGUACAUUGUGCACUUUAAUGGUCGAGGAACCUGCACAAUCUGACGACAGUUCAAGUUACAGUAUGACAUUGAGCGAGUUUGAAGAAGACAGAUGGUAUAAUCCGGCAUCGUUAUCUGAUGACGUGGCUGAAAUAGAAAGCAUCCAAAGAUUGAUUAAAUAUAUACGAGUAUAACAUAAUGCGUAUUUUAAAUUUUUAAAAUUUAUUACUAUUCUAUAUUAUAUAUCAUUCUAGAUUUUAAUUUUGGUACUCGUUUAUUUUUAGGUAGGCAAUCAAACAGCCACAACAAUUGCAUUGGCUGCAUUGGUAGAUCACAAUUUACGCGAUGAAUCCACACAAAGUAUCGUGAUUGCUACUGGUGGUACAGAAUUACUAAUCAAUUUAUUAGAAGCAGACCACUGUGAAUGCAGAGUAAUGUUUAAUAAAAAUAUUUUAUGUUUUAUAAUUUAUGGUUAGUUGAUUAAUAUUACACAUAUCAUAUAAAAAAACGUUACGUCCAUACGUUAUGAUUUUAAUGAUUUUAAUUUUUAAAUUAUUUUUAACUAUUGUACAAAUCUAUAUUAUUAAAUAUAAUAAAUGUCUAUUCAUCAAUUAUAUUAAAAAACCAAAUAUUUAUACAUAAAAUAUUUUUUCAAAAUAAGAAUUUUUUUUAAAAUUAAUUAAAUAUUUGUUUUUAUUUAGUUAAAAAGUGAAAUAUUAACAUUUUGUUAAAAAAAAAAUUGAGCGUCAUUUAGAAGUUUUUUUUUAUAAGCGUUUAAGUUCAAAUGUUGACAAAUAUAGUAAAAUCUUGAAAUUUUGAUAGAAAAUCUAUAUUUGCAUUUUCUAGUCGUAGUAAAAUUUCAAUAUUUGAACUAUUUUUGAUUUAUUCAUAGACAUUUUAAUUUUGUGAAUGUUUUUAUGUAACUUGGUAAGUACUCUGUGAAUAAAACUGUAGACUAAACGGAAAUGCUUUAAAAUUUGACAGGAGGUUCAUUAUAUGUCGUAUUUAAUAACAAAAUUUAAAAAAUAUAGAGAGUAAUGUAUUAUUGUUUUUUUUUUAUAUACAAUAGUUUUAAAAUCAAAUUUUGACAAAAAUCGUAAAUAUUUCAAAACAUGUACAACCGAACUUCGCUCCGAAUAGUUUUUAUUAACAAUGGAUUAUCAUUGGUUACAUGUAUUAAUUAAAUUAUUUGAUGUAGUCCACCUUCACAACUAACCACCUAUAAUAAUGGCCACACCCAACUUCAAUAUAUGCUUUCGUUUUAUUAUUUUUUUUUAAACAUCCUAUUCAACUAUAUUAAAUAAACGGUACGCUAACGAAAUAUUAUUUUUAUCACCAUAAGGUAUUUGCCAUUAUAAUACCUAUACGUAUUAUUCGGUAUAUUUUGUUAGCAUCUUCGAUUAUUGAACACUAUUUAAGCUGUAAUACUGUCUGAGACUAGUAAAUACCUAAUUAUUUCUUAAUAAAUACAGAAGGAAAAACUAAAAUUUUUUUGUGCGACUUUUGUAUUUUUACCUAGAUCUAGGUAAUACUACAAAACCUGGAUAAUAAUAUUGUUUUUAGUCAACCAUACUAGUAACGCAAUUAUAUAAACAUAUAUAUUAUAACUGAGUGUACCUGCCAAUUUAAUAUUCAUGUAUAUAUAAUUUAUGUACAUAAAAAAAAGUUUUCUUAGAAUGACUAAUUUAUCGUUUAAACAUAAAUAAUAAUAAUAGAACUGAUACUGCUGAUGGGUGUGCCACAGUUGUAGAUAGGAAUCUCGGAAGAUAGGAAGUGAUGUAAUAUAUACAUAUGAUACAUAAUAUAUUUUUACGAAACGAUAAACUAUUGCUAAUGGAAAUUAAUUUGAAGCAAAAGUUCGGUAAAUGUUUUGAAAUGCCGAAAUUUAUACAAUUUCGACAAAAUUUGAUCUUAAAAUGCUUUUAUUAAAAAAUUACUACAUUAUGUUCAACUUUUUUUUUACCACUAAAGUUAAACUUGUAAGUGCAUUACGUCUAGAAAAGACUAAUAUAAUUAUUCUGCCAAAAUGUUAGCUCUCUGUGAUUAUACUUAAAUGGUACAACAAAAAAAAAAAAAAAACCAAAAAUGUAUAUUUUGAAAUAUUAGAAGUUUAAAUUUAAAAAAGAAAAUGGUCAUACUUCGCACGAUUGGAGGGUCACUGUUGUAAGUGAGAAUUUUAAAAGGUAUUAUAUAAAGGGUAAUUUAAUGUAUAUCUGUAAGCAAUAGUUUAUCGUUGGUUGAAUAGGAUAUUUAAAAAAAAAAAAAAAACAUGAACUUAUAUUAAGGAUGGGUGUAGUCACUAUUGUAGGUAGGUAGUUGGGGAGGUGGGACAUAUCAAAUUUUUUAUUAAUACCUGUAACCAAUAAUAAUCUAUUGCUAACUAUAAACGAUUCAGAGUAAAGUUUGGUUAUAUAUGUUUUGAUAGGACGUAUAUUUACGAUUUUCGUCACAAUUUGAUUUUAAAACUAUUAUACAUAAAAAAAAAAUACUACAUUUAAGUCAACUUUUUUUGCUAACCACUAAGUAAAACUUAUAAUGAAUUUCCUAUCAAACUUUCAAGCAUUUCCAUUAGCUUAAGUCAACAAUUUUAUUCACAAAAUACUUACUAAAUAGAAGUUAUGUAAAAAACAUUUAAAAUUAAAAUGUCUAUAAAUAAAUCAAAAACGACUCAAAUAUUUUGAAACGUUUAUUACGACUAGAAAAGGGAAAUAUAGAUUUUCUGUCAAAGAGUCUCUACAAAUAUUUUGAAUUGAAUUAUAGCAAAAAAAAAAAUUUUAAAUUAUAAAAGUAUAAUUUUCGUAAAUUUUCCCGAUAAUUUUUAAAUACCUAUUAUAAGAGAUCUACGUAAUACAGGAAUAUCAAUACAUAACACUCAUAUUUUAAAUAUUGAGUGUUGUACGUUAAAUAUUGCUCCUUUAACGUUAACUAUUUAAGUAUUUCAUAUUAAUUAUAAGUAAUUCAUAAUAAAAUGUUUAGAUUGUAAAGAAAAUUGUACGUUUAAUGUUUAGCACGGUGCUCUCGCUGUGUUACGUGAUAUGUCAUUUAUGCUGGGUACAAGAAGAAAUUUAACAAAUUUAGGCGCUAUUCCAAUUUUAGUAAAACUAUUGUUUGACAGGUCGUCUGAUUUACAAAUUCUUUCAGCCGAGAUUUUGGCUAAUGUAGCAAAGAUUAGAAAAGGAAGAAAGUUCAUACGAAAAGCUGGUGGUAUUAAAUUAAUGGUAAAUAAAAAUCAAUACAUUUAUUCAUGCUUAAUAACUAUUUACAUCGUAAUAGGUGAAUUAUAUGGACGUACCCUAUCAAAUACUGAAAGCUGAAAGUGAAACGUUACCAGUAUUUCAACAAAAAUCAUUCAAUUUAAUGCGUAACUGUGCAAAAGCGUUAUGGGCUAUGUCUAAAUCAAAUAAAAACAAAGAUGUAAUGCGCCGAUCUGGAAUUAUACCAGUAAUGGCAAAACUAUUGACCUCAGUUCACGAGGAUGUUGUCCGUUCGAUUUUGGGGAUUAUCGUUAAUUGUGCAACACAGGUAGGUACACAAAAUAAUUUGACUGCUAAUCAAUCGGUACCUAACGAACAAAUUAUCCUAAAUAAGUUUAAAAAAAAAAAAAAAAAUUCUGAAUAAUUUUAGCCAGUUUUUCGAACAGCUAUUAAAGAACAAGGCAUGUUAGUAGAUAUAUUAAAGUUACUAAAGAGUUCAGAAAUCGAAAUGAUGAAGAACGCUGCUACAAUAACAUUCAAUGUGAGUAUUACACUAAUAAAUUAUAAUAUAUUAAACAACUUUUCAUGAUAUCGAUACAGUGUGCCGAGGAUCCUGAAAGCCGAAGAUUGAUCAAAGAACAAGGGGGACUUAACUCAUUGGUUAAUAUUGUAAAAGUCGAAUCACACAAGUCUGAAACGAAAUUAAUGGAAGCUGCUACAGGAGCAAUAUGGAAAUGCCUGAUAAAUCCAGACAAUGUAAAACGUUUGGAAGACAUAAAUGGUAUACAUAUACUGGUGAAACUUUUAGACUGUGAUUGUGAAGAAGUACGGACAUUUUUAUUUUCAUUUUAAAUUAUAAAUAGUUCUAUUUUUACAUAUUUUAGAUUCUGAAGUCAUCGAGAAUUGUAUUGGUUUUACUAGAAUGUGGUUUUUUUUUCCUUAACAAAUUUUCUUCGUAUUUUUCUUAAUAAUUGAUAAAAAAAAAAAACAAAAUGCUAGAAAACUAGAACAUUUACGUAAUAACGAUUUCUAUUCAUUUUGUUUUUGUUUUUUAGUUGUAAUUCGGUUUAAAAUAAUUGUAAAAACAUGAAACCGAAUACUCAUUACUAACAAUUAGUAAUUUAUUAGUUAUUAUUUAUCUCUUCUAGAUGACGUGGCAAAAAUUUCAAAACAUUCUGGUGAUUUUUGAGCUAUUUAUAGCCAUUUUAAAUUUUCGAGUUUUUGUUUUAUUUGGUAUUUUAUGUAGAAAAAAUAAUAUUAAAAAUGAUGAAAUAUUUGAGGUAACAAAACAACGUCCAUUUCCCUGGCACCUCCACCAAUUAAUUUUGAAACGAUACCAAGGGCUUUUUUUUGUGCUACAUUUGUGAUGAUUUGUGCCGUUAAUCCCGACAUUUGUGCUAAUUUCAGUAAAAAAUAAAUUGAAAUUAGCAGAUGGAAUUUGUGAAUUUAUUAACAAAUGUUUAUCGUUUACACUGUAGAUAUUUGGAUAGUAGAUGUUGAGAAAUAGUGGAAUUUUAUUUUCCUACAAGUUUUUUACUAAAAAAAUUAUCUCAAAUUAAAACUAAAAAGAAAACGUAAAAAUUUCAAAUGGCUGUAAAAUAUUUUUUUUCAUUUGUUUAAUUUAUUUUUUAGUUACGAAUUAAUACACUUUUAAAUUUAAGUUUAUCAAAACAUAUUUAAUCGUACCGGCAGUUAAUCGAGUUUCUACUAUACUUCGUUCAGAAUCUUUUUUUCAUUAUCAAUAAUGAUCAUGACGUACAGAUAUAAAUUAAAGUAUAUUAUAUCCGACCUUCCUGAUUCCCUUCCUACAUAACAGUAGCACACAGAUGGUGCAUAGAAUGUCCGUCUUUUUUAAAUAUGCACAACAUAUUUUAGUUAGCUAGCUUUCCUCACUUGUUUUAAUUUUUUUUUUUUAGGUAAUUGCUAAUACAGUAGCAUCAUUGGCAGAAUGUACGAAAAUAGGACGUAACAAAAUUGCUCUAAGGGCUGCUGAUGGUUUAAUACCCAUUAUAAAAUUAUUGCAAGACACCAGUCAUGAAAGAAUACUCGUAAAUGUGUGUCGAGUAAUAGAUAAUUGUGCAUCUGACUCACAGUGCAUGGAACAAGUCGUUAUCAACGAUGGCAUACGGUUAGUAUGGUCAAUGAUGAAAUUUGAUUCAACUAUCGUUCAAUCCACUGCGGGACAUACAUUGGUUACGUUACUUAAAAAUACAAAAGUGAGUAAACUUAUCAAUAAACAUUAAUGUUCUAUAACACUUGUAUCAUAAAGAUUUAAUUUUUGAUCGUUUAAAUUUUAUAUGCCAACCACUUUUAUAUUCAAGUUUAAUAAUGAAAAAUUGUAUUUUCAUUUUUAAUUAUUGCUCAAUUAUUGUUAUUAUUAUACGCAUACAGUUACUCGAAUAUAUGUAAACAUAUUAUUUUGACUCAAAAAAUAUUUGCACUAUAAGUAAAUUAUAUUCUUAAAUUAUUUGGUUAAUCCAGUUGAGAUGAGAUUGUAGUAUUGUAUUAGUAUAAUUGUAACUUAAUUACAUAAUAUGAUUCAAAUUUUAAUUUGUGUGUUGAUUAAUAAAUAAAAAAUAAUAAAUAUUGUUAUUUUAAAAUGUUAGCUUUAUGGCUUAGUAAUAUUUUCUAACGAAUUUAAAUAUUAUUUAUAUUUAAAUUCAAAUUGAACUAUUAAAUUGAUACAUUAAUCUCUAUAGAAGGACUUUUACCAGACAGUGCAUAAGUUUUCUCAACAAAGAAAAUAUUUCGUUUAUUAAUUAUUUUUAUACUUUAUAUUAAUACCACUUCCACCUUUCAGUCAUAUUUUAUGGUAAUUAUUAUGAAAUAUUAUGUUAAUCACUGGUAUUACCAACGUAUAAGUACGACGUACUAAUAUGACAUAUGCAAAGUAAUGUUUUACGAUUAUAAUAACAAAUAUGAAAGAUCACGCUCUUUGAAUAUAUUAACUUAAGCUAUAUUACUAUAGAAUAACAAUAUGCAAUAUUAUUAAUAUUAUCAAUAUUUAAUUGAUUAAUCGAAUUAGAUUUAUUAAAAUUGGUAUCGGCGUAUAUUUAAACAAUACGAUGAUGCAUAUCAUAUACACAUUACACACUUUAACAUAAAAUACAAUUUUAUAAUUAUUCCAAUAGGAUUCAAGUGAUAUUAUGCGUUCACUGGUUACCGGAUUGGUUAUGUUAGUUGAUUUAUUAAAAUCACAUGAUACGAGGGUCUUGGCUGCUGCAUGUGCCGUCAUUGGAAUUUUAGCGAAAGAACCAGAAAAUUUGGCAAUUCUCACCGAUUAUGAUAUCGUACAAAGGUUGUCCAGCUUGGUGCAUACAGUAGGUUUAACAUAUUCAUUUAGAAAUUAAAAUUUACAAUAUAUUAACUGUUUGGUAACAUUUUCAUUUGCAGAGUAAUUCCGACCUCCAGGCCCAUUUGUCUCGAGCCAUUGGCUCUUGCUGUUUAUUAGACCGCAACUGUCACACGUUUGGCAGGCUUGAUGUAGUACUACCUAUUUCAAAAUAUAUAUAUUCAAAUUCUGAGCUUGUCAAAGAAAAUGUUACAUUCGCUCUAAACGGCCUAUCUGGUGAUGCGACAAAUUGUGUGACUAUGGAAUCUUGUGGUGUCGUUCCUGUACGAUGACAAUGAAUAAUAAUCAAGUUUGACAUGUUUAACGCUCAACUGCAUGAAGCUAAUAUCACUUCUCCCUGGGUAAUAAAUAAUCACAAAAAAAUGUACUAUCUAUUAAAAUUUUAAUUUAGUAUUGGUAGGAAUUUAAUAACAACGAAUUGACGACUCCGGACUAGGAUAGGCAAAAUUAUCGAAUUUUCUACUUUAAAAUGUAGCCUAUCCGACAUUGUUUUUAUCUUUUACUUCUAUCUUUAUUUAUACCUAUAGUAGUUUUUUAACUAGUAAAGGUUUUAAGCUUUAUGUUUAUACUUAGCAUAACUAACAACUUCCUUGGAGCAGAUUCAGGUUUGAAGUUCGAACAAGAUUUUAAUAUUUUGAAGUUGAUAUACCUGGAUCUCAGGUUUUUGGCCGUUUUUUUUAUUACCCAGAGAAAAGUGAAUAUAUUCCUACUGCAUGCAAAGCUGGAUUAAGAUAUUUUGUGCUUGUAGACAAACAAUUUGUUUGGCACCUCUCUCUCUCCUCCCCAAUACUGGAUAUUGGUUUUAAAAAUAUACAUUAGAGGCAUUGUACAGUUAUUUUUUUCGAAAUCCAUGCUUUUAAUAAAAAAAAAAUAUGUACACGGAAGUUAAUAAUAAUUUGUUUUAAUUACAGUUUCUUAUGGAAACUAUUGCUUCUCGAGACCCUGACGUACAAGAGGCUUCAGCUGGGUGUUUGGCCAAUAUUCGAAAAAUCGCUCUAAAUGCUCGGCGAUUAAAAUGA
Cinara cedri is the source of this 9491-nucleotide messenger RNA. NCBI's taxonomy places the organism in Eukaryota, Metazoa, Arthropoda, Insecta, Hemiptera, Aphididae. The record is from the annotation of a GenBank genome assembly.